UUGUUACAGAAUGGACGGGGAUCUGUGGCCGAGGGGCGAGCGGCGCCGGGGAGGCAGGACCGGCUUAAGACCAUUCUGGCUUUACUGUCUCUGCUGUUCCGCUUUGUUGUUUCUCAUUGUUACCCUGCAGGUGGUGGUUGAACUAGGCCAAUUUGAAAAGAAAGCAGUCAAAAGUGAGAACAAGCACAAAGAUGGACUGGAGGUUUGGAAUCACGUGAAAGAAACAAAUGGUUUGUUGAACAUCGCAGAGAAAUAUUCAGACGUGGGCAUCCAACAUCCCAUUAUUGUCUGGUGGUCUCCAUUGACUGGUGAAUUGGGCCGAAUAGGUCGGUGUGGAGCAGAUACCUGUUACUUUACCAUAAAUAAGACUUACCAAGAUCAUCAGAUGACGAGAGCGUUCCUCUUUUAUGGUACAGACUUCCAGAUCAACAGUUUGCCGUUGCCUCGGAAACAUCAACACGAAUGGGCCUUGUUCCAUGAAGAAUCCCCUAAAAACAAUUACAAGCUUUUCCACGAGCCCACCAUCACGUUAUUUAAUUACACUUCCACAUUCAGCCGCAACUCUCACAUGCCCCUGACCACCCAGUACUUGGAGAGCAUCGAGGAGUUGAAAACCCACAAGUACUUGAUCCCGUUGUCUCGGAAGAAUCAGCUGAGAGAACAUCUAGCACCAUUAGUGUAUGUACAGUCUGAUUGCGAUCCACCUUCGGACAGAGAUAGCUACGUCCGGGAAUUGAUGAAAUACAUCCCAGUGGAUUCUUACGGGGCGUGUUUGCAUAACAAGGACCUUCCCAGUCACUUGAAGGAUCCCACAACCAUGGAUGAUGAUGGACUUUACAAGAUUCUUGCUCAGUACAAAUUUAUCCUCGCUUUCGAGAACGCUGUUUGUGAUGAUUACAUCACGGAGAAGUUGUGGAGAUCUUUCAAGCUGGGAGUGGUUCCGGUUUAUUAUGGCUCUCCCAGUGUAGCUGACUGGCUCCCCAGUAAUAAAAGCGCUAUCCUUGUCGAGGGUUUCUCACACCCCAAGGAAUUAGCGGAGUACAUCAUGCACUUGGACAGCAAUGACCAAGAGUAUGGGGUCUUCCUCGAGUGGAAAUGGAAGGGUCCCAAGUCCAAUGAGAAACUGCUGACUGCAAUGAAGGACCGCAAGUGGGGGGUUCGGGAUCUUUCCCGGGAUAAUUACAUUGAUGCCUUUGAAUGUCUUGUGUGCAACAGUGUGUGGGAAAAUCACAGAAGAAAGGAAAAGGGUUUAUCGCCAAUUCAGUGGCGGGCACGAGCCAAUCACCUGAGUUGUCCAGAGCCAGUGGCAUUCACUUUCCUGUCGCCCUCGACAGGGAGGGCAGUUAUGCGAGAGUUGUGGCUGCCCAGUUUCCAUCAGUCAAAACGUGAAGCGGCUGCUUUAAGGCGGCUCGUGGAGCGGAACCGAAACUUUACAACCGAGCAGUUCUGGAGAUUGGUGUUUGAGGAACAACUUUAAUUUUAUUUCUCAGAAAACAAAAAAAAAUCCAUUCUUGGGUUUCUUCUGAGGAAUCACAUGAAAAAUGCAUCGAAUGAAGGCAAUGCAAGGUUUCUUACCAGUGAGAGAGAGAAAAAAAGAAACAGUCCAGCGAUUACUAAGUGCUGUAGUGCCUCCGUGCAUCUUUUAGAAGUUCCACAUCAGUAACUGUUUAGUGUGAUGUGAAUUAACUGUAGCAUCUGUCAGUUGAUUGUAACUUGGAGCAAGUGAUGUUUUCUUAUGUGCAGGAGAUUUCCUCAAUAGGAACCAUUUCAAAUCUCAUGGACCUUGAAAUUAUGCUGCGGCAGGAGUUUAAAUGCUGAACAAGUUCUUCUGAAGAUCCUCUCUGCUAUUUUCAAGGAAGCAUUAACCCCUUCAAAUUCAUCAACAAAUUCCCUCCACUGGAAUAAAUGAGAAAUGAAUCUGAGACAAAAGUUCUAAAUGUCGGUGCUUAAUGGCUGUCAUUAAGACCAACCAUUUUUUACUGCUACAACAUGGAAAAAAUACAUUACCAGAGACCCAGGUAAUGUUCUGGAGACCCGGGUUUGAAUCCUGCCAUGGCGUAUGGAAUUUGAAUUCAAUAAAAAAUAUCUGGAAUUAAGAAUCUAAUGAUGACCAUGAAUUUAUUGCCCAUUGUCAGGAAAAACCCAUCUGGUUCACUAAUAUCCUUACCUGGACUGGUCUACAUGUGACUCCAGACCCACAGCAAUGUGAUUGACUCUGAACUGCCCUCUUGACAAUUAGGGAUGGACAAUAAAUGUUGUCAAGCCAGCAACGCCCUUGUCCCUUAAAUGAAUUUUAAAAAACUUGCUUCUAUUGUAAAGGCAGAGCUGGGAUUGUCGCUAAUGGCUUGCCUGGAUGACUGCAAACUUAACACCAGUCAAGAAAAAGCAGCCCACUUGAUCAAGAGCUUAAGCUUAAACAUUUGGAGACCACAAGGACUGCAGAUACUGGAAUCCAGAGGCUAUAGGUAUGAGGCUCCUUGGAGGGGCAGGCAAGUCAAUGCUUCGGGGCGAAACCCUUCAUCAGGGCAGAUGCAUGGUGGCAACAGUGUGCACCAUCUACAAGACACACUGCAGCAAUUCACCAAGACUCCUUCGACAGCAUAUUCCAAACCCCUGGCAUCUACCAUCUAGAAGGACAAGGACAGCAGAUACAUAAGAAUACCACUCCCUGCAGGUUGCUUUUCAAGCCACUCAUUAUCCUUGCUUGGAGGUACAUUGCCUUGCAUUGCGUCAGUAUCCUGGCCUUCCCUUCCUAAUGGCAUUGUGGGUGUACCUACAUCAACUGGAUCACAGCAGUUCAAAAAGGCAGCCCUUAGGGUAAUUAGGAAUGGGCAGUAAAUACUGGCUUAGCCAGUCAUGCCCACAUCCCAUGCUGAAAUGAAAAAAAAAUUGCCACAGCAUCUGUUCAAGGUCGUGGUUACCAGGGCUCAGAGGUAAAAUCUAAGCUGAUGGAGUAAAUUACAUGUAGCUGCAUAUUAAACUAAACUGACAUUAACUGACUACCAACAUAACGCAGACUGGGAUUUCACAAUGAGAAGAACAUGUAGAAAAUUUGAUCUAACUAAUGGAGAUUGUGAAAUUCUCAGUAGUCUGGAACAUAACCUUUGUCUUUCCCUGUCUGCUGCUGAAACACUCGUUCAAGCUUUUGUUACUAUUGGAUUCAACUAUUUCAAUUUUGCCUUGGACACCUUCCUACUUUAUAUCAUCGGUGACUUAAAGUGGAUCUGGAAUAUUUGCUGUCCAUUUCUUACCAAUUUCACUAUUAAAUGAGUAACAUUAGUACCAUAAUAUGUUUGUUCUGUUACCUUUCUUCCAAGCUGUGGUUGAUACAUUCAGUAUAUAUGAACAUAUUAAUUGGUAUGCUGAGAAUCACUGCCAUAGUUGGGUCUCUAGAUUCUGCUUGUGUUCGUAAAUCUGUCAAAAUAUCUUAACUUAGAGUUUUGUAACUCCCUGCACGCUAUUUGUAUCCUGUGUAUUUAGUUUUAUAUCUGACAGCCUUAAGCAAAAGUUUUUUUAUUACUAGUAAGGUAUGAACUGGUGAUUUACUGCUGUAACUGUAUUUUCUAUUUUUUUCUAAAGCAACACUGUAUUUUGUUAUCAGAAAAGCACAUUGAAGGAGAUGUGGAGUGAUGCUGAUGUAACUACAAAGGACUGUAUAUAGUCACGGGUAAAAAUUGGAGAAUUGA
Molecule: messenger RNA, 3686 nt
Organism: Rhincodon typus (whale shark)
Lineage: Eukaryota; Metazoa; Chordata; Chondrichthyes; Orectolobiformes; Rhincodontidae
Gene: pofut3
Product: fucosyltransferase 10
Exons: 4
Coding region: 11-1477 (488 amino acids)
Cellular component (GO): Golgi membrane
Molecular function (GO): alpha-(1->3)-fucosyltransferase activity
Source: RefSeq, a predicted model, not a curated record